AUGGCUCUCAACCGCAUCUGGUCUGCACGACCACUCCUGCAAACGAUUCCCAGAACAACACAGUGCGUGGGCGCGAGAAGUAUUCAACAGAAUCCGCCGUCAGCAACCGGUUCCACUGAAGAUCCAGCUUCCAUUGUCUCGAAACCAAGUUGGUCCGUCAAAUCUCUCCUACCAGAAAGUACAUCCCUUCCCCAGUCGCGUACGAUAUCUUCAAAGCAGCUCCACCAUCUCCUCCGGCUUUCCGCACUUCCACCACCCUCAAGCGUUGAAGAAGAGGAGGAGAUGCUGAAAACUCUUGAAUCACAAAUUCAUUUUGUGAAGGAGGUCCAGAGCAUUGAUACCACGGGUGUUACACCGCUGCGAAGUAUCCGUGACGAGACCGAGGAAGCACAGGAGGAAAAUAAAAUUAGUAUAAAGACCCUCGAUGCGUCUCUGAAACAAGAGCGCUAUAUAGGACGAAGCAGACGAAUUCACCGCACAAGACCUGAGAGACUUGACAACCCGGAAGGGGAGGUGUGGGAUGGUGAUGCCUUGAAACCAGCCUCGAAAACAAUGGGGAGAACCGGUCUUCCCGUAACUGCAUUCCACACUCAUCCAACAUUCAAAUAUCUCCUCACCUUCGUGCGCGUCAUCUCAUCGCAAUUUGUCGAUCUUCGUACAAGGCUCCUGCCGCAGAAGCUCCGUGCUGACUCAUCGGGUUGGCAGCCGUCGUCCACUUCGCCUGCUUCGUUCUUCGCUUCCUCUCUCGACAGUGCGCACAUGGAUUCGCCAACGUCAUGGAGCGGCCAGAGCGGCCCGCCGGAAGUGGGAAGACAGACACAACAAACACAGAUUGAUGUUGACCUGGCAUCCAUCCUCAGCCUAAACGAGCGACAGGAUCUGGCCUUGCUCAUUGUGGAUAUUAUGGAUCAGAUGCAGCAAACAAUUUGCGAUCAUUUCAACAUGGAGCAUCCGAGGCCUCAGCCAAAUGAUAACGAACUUUCCCCAGACAACCCCGACCCGAGUACUCUCAAGCAAGAGAGCCUGACCCCUACACCCCGAAAGUCAUCUACAAUGGAAGUCAAAGUUGAGGCGGAAGCAUUUCGGUAUUUUAGUGCCUGGAAAGAUUCAGUCACUUAUCGCGUUGGGGAUAUCAUAAACGCCCCUGAUUAUCCGGAGCUUCGCAACAGGCAGCAGCAGCACGAGGGCCAGAUUAAUGAGAGCGCAGAGAGCACCACCACCACACCUGAUACUUGCAGGUACCCGCCAAUCGAAACCCCCCUUAAGGAACUUCCACGUGCCACAAAAUUAAUCAUUCUGCAUUCGGUUCUCCUUUUACUUCUAAGCCUUCAACACUACAGUGCACAUUCACGAGUCCUUCUGCUCAGAAUGGUUUCCAGCCUUGGAUUGUCAAUAGAUGACCUGGUUAACGAUGAGAUAAAGGUUGCAGAAGGUCUGUUACAGACUGCAAAAAUAAUGACGGCAGAUGAAGAAGCCAAGGCAAAGUUUGACAAGACGAAAACGUCAAGAAAGUGGAAAGUUGGUCUUGCGUCCAUCGCAGGAGGUGUGCUCAUUGGGGUGACGGGAGGACUAGCUGCUCCCUUUGUUGCUGCCGGUAUUGGUGCGGUGAUGGGUGGACUUGGCCUAGGAGCGACCGUUGCAGCGGGAUAUCUUGGCGCAGUUGCUAGUAGUACCGCCAUUAUUGGAGGGAUAUUUGGGGCCUAUGGUGCAAGAAUGACAGGCAAGAUGAUGGACCGGUACGCACGGGAAGUUGAAGAUUUUGCAUUCCUCCCCAUCCAUACGCCAACAGCUUCAGAGGGAGAAAAUAUAGCUUCCGUACGAACGGAUCAACGUCUUAGGGUUACAAUCGCUAUUAGCGGCUGGCUUACUGAACAGGAGGAUUUUGUAAACCCUUGGCGGGUUCUUGGACAGGAUUCCGAAGCAUUUGCGCUGCGAUGGGAGUUUAAAGCCCUAGUGAAACUCGGCAACGCGCUGACAGCUGUGGUGAGAAAUGCAGCUUGGGCUUUUGCAUCCAAACAAGCUAUCACUGGAACCGUUUUCGCACCCAUCCUUGGCGCAGUUAUGUGGCCUGUUGCCCUGCUAAAGCUUUCACACAUAAUCGAUAACCCGUUUAGUAUCGCUAAAAUUCGCGCUGAUAAGGCUGGCCAAGUCCUCGCGGACGCGCUAAUCAACAAAGCUCAGGGUGAACGUCCAGUAACGCUGGUCGGAUAUUCUUUGGGUGCUCGUGUGAUAUUUUCUUGCCUCAUAAGCCUUGCGAGAAGACGAGCGUAUGGAUUAGUUGAAUCUGCUAUACUUAUUGGAUCGCCGACUCCGUCGACAACCAGCCAUUGGCGAUUGAUGCGGACGGUUGUUAGUGGUAGACUCGUCAAUGUCUUCUCACUUAACGACUCGAUCCUCGGAUUUUUGUACCGUGCAAACAGUGCCCAAUUCGGAAUAGCUGGUCUCCAGCCUAUCUCUGGCGUCCCAGGCGUAGAAAACUUCGACGUGAGCGAUGCGGUUAGCGGUCAUUUGAGAUACCAGUAUAUGGUUGGAUCCAUUCUCAAAAGAAUCGGGCAUGACCAUCUGGACAAGGAACAAUUGCGAAGGCAAAUCGACAUGCUGAGAGCUAGAGAUGAAGGAGACGAGAAGAGACUUGAAUGGGAAAAGGAGCAAGACCAAAUUAAGAUGAAGCUGAGGCAACAGAUGGAGAACAAUCUCUCGCGGGAACCUUUACUUGUUGAUGUGCAGCCAGUUGAAAGAGAAGGGGAAGAACGGCAAGGCCAGCGUGAGAUGAACAUGGGGCAACAACUACUCCAGGAAAAUAAUAGUCUGUUUGAACCGUCGUCCGCUGACGUGCAGCGACUGGAGAGAAUGGUGGAGGAACAGACACAGCAAGCCCUGUGUCACGCCCAACUGGCAAGACUCGAGAUUGUGGACCGCACUAAUGACUGA
Blastomyces dermatitidis ER-3 is the source of this 2931-nucleotide messenger RNA. RefSeq lists its product as uncharacterized. Bases 1 to 2931 code for a protein of 976 amino acids. The transcript is spliced from 3 exons. The record is from RefSeq and is a predicted model, not a curated record. NCBI's taxonomy places the organism in Eukaryota, Fungi, Ascomycota, Eurotiomycetes, Onygenales, Ajellomycetaceae.